Messenger RNA from Ceratosolen solmsi marchali, 1278 nucleotides. RefSeq names its product guanine nucleotide-binding protein subunit beta-2 (gene Gbeta76C). Gene Ontology annotation, molecular function: protein binding. The coding region runs from base 143 to 1183 and encodes 346 amino acids. Lineage: Eukaryota; Metazoa; Arthropoda; Insecta; Hymenoptera; Agaonidae. The transcript has 6 exons. The record is from RefSeq and is a predicted model, not a curated record. Gene Ontology annotation, biological process: signal transduction.
UUUUAGUCUAGUUAAACGAGUCGUACGAGCGUUGGGAUCGAAGAAAAUAACUGCGGAGAAUUUUUGAUCACUAGUGGGCGAAUGUCCCUCUUACCCUCGUCCAGCUUUAUAUAAUUAAAAGGGCUGAUAAUAGGAAGGAAAUAUGGGCAAGGAGGAUGCAGAAACGACUGCCCUGAAGAAGGAGCUUGAAGAUCUAAUCAACAAAUGUCAGGAGGAUCAGAAAAAGCAGCAGGAUGCGAAGAUCGAGGAUGCAUGUAGCAGCGUAGCGGAUGCUCCGAAGAUAAAAAUGGUUACAAAGAAGAUGCUAAAAGGGCAUAUUAAUAAAGUAAAUUCAGUACACUUCAGCGGCGACAGCAGGCACUGCGUGACAGGCUCCCUGGACGGCAAACUCAUCAUUUGGGACUCGUGGACGGGCAAUAAGGUCCAGGUCAUUCCACUGCGCUCGGCCUGGGUAAUGUCCGUGGCGUUCGCACCUUCGGGCAAUUUCGUCGCUUGCGGCGGCAUGGACAACAUGUGCACCGUCUACGACGUAAACAACCGCGACGCCACUGGCUCCGCCAAGAUAACGCGCGAGCUCCUCGGCUACGAGGGCUUCCUCUCAUCCUGUCGCUUCCUCGACGACAGCCACAUCAUCACGGGCUCCGGUGACAUGAAGAUCUGCAUCUGGGACUUGGAGGCCAAUAAGAAAACGUCGGACUUCCCAGCCCACGCGGGUGACGUUGUCAGCAUAAGUCUCGGCCCCGAUGGUAAAACUUACUUGACGGGCUCGGUCGAUAAGACCUGCAAGCUCUGGGACCUAAGGGAAGAGACGGCCCAUCAGACAUUUUUCGGCCACGAGGCCGACGUCAAUUCCGUUUGCUACCAUCCGUCGGGGAAUGCCUUCGUAACCGCCUCAGAGGACAAAACUGCACGACUGUGGGAUUUGCGCUCGGACCAGCAGAUCGCUUCGUUCAAGCCGCCCAACUCCAAUCCCGGCUUCACGUCCAGCGGACUUUCUCUCAGUGGCAGGUUUAUCUUCUGCGGCACCGACGACAAUAAUAUCCACGUGUGGGACACCCUCAAGAUACAGCAUAACGGUGUGUUGCAAGGUCACGAGAAUCGCGUGACAUCCCUAAGUGUAUCUGGAAAUGGUAUGGCAAUUGCCAGUUGCUCCUGGGAUCAAAACGUUCGAAUUUGGGUUUAAGUAAGUGUUGGUAUGCAAGUUGAGAGAAACAGCAGAAAUGCUAUCAAUAUAUGGCUUACGUAAUACAAUUCGUGUUACGAAAUUCAUAAUUCUAU